Messenger RNA from Rotaria sp. Silwood2, 339 nucleotides. The record is from the annotation of a GenBank genome assembly. Lineage: Eukaryota; Metazoa; Rotifera; Eurotatoria; Philodinida; Philodinidae.
AUGACAUUACAACCAUUAACUUAUUCUCAUCCUAUUAUCAAUGAUUUUGCACGUGAAAAAUUUUAUGAACUUGCUAAAAAAAAUAUUCAGUCGUUAAAUCCUAAAUUUCGUACUAAAGCUGCUAUCACUCGUGUUCAAAGCAAAAGAAUAAUCAAUGUAGUUCAGAACAACCUAUCUACUGAAAAUGUUUCCGGUCGUUUUUCUCACUGGUGCAAGCAAACGUUCGCGCUUCGUCUUAUCGCUGGUCAUCAACUUUUAUGUGAUUUUAAAGAAGUUAAACCUGUUCUUUUAUACGAAGAUAUAUACGAUGUUUAUCAGACAAGCCACAACAUGUCGUAG